UCGAAGAUGGCGGAACCCACAAAACGUGCCUGUGUAUUGAUACUAGGAGGUACUGGAUUUAUUGGUAGAAAUCUUGUCCAUUAUUUAGUUCAGAAUGAGCUGGUCUCUAAGGUACGAGUUGUUGAUAAAGUCCCGCCACUAAUGGCCUGGCUGAAUGCAAACCACACAGCGUCAUUUGCGAGUCCACUGGUGGAAUUCAAGCAGUGCAAUUUAAUAAAUCCAGGUUCUGUUGAUGCAGCCUUUGCACUGGAUGAUGGUCAGUUUGAUUACGUCUUCAAUCUCGCUGCCGAGACCAAAUAUGGACAAACAGAACCAGUCUACAAAGAAGGAAUCAUUCGUCUCAGUCACAACUGUUCGACGACCGCCGCCUCCCACAAAGUCAAACUCUACAUGGAGUUCUCCACCGGUCAGAUGUAUUCUUCGGAAAAGACUGAAGAAGAGGAUACAAAACCCGUGACGGAGGAGACAAAGUGUGAACCAUGGACACAAAUGGCGAAACACAAACUGGAAGUGGAGCGAGACCUGGAAAACAUUCCUGAUCUCGAAUACAUCAUCGUCCGACCUGCCGUUGUGUAUGGCAUCGGUGACCGAAACAGUAUUACACCUCGACUUACUAUUGGUGCUAUAUACAAAUAUAUCAAUGAGAAAAUGAAGAUGCUGUGGACCAAAGACCUGAAAAUGAACACUGUUCACGUUGAUGAUCUGUGUCGUGCCAUCUGGCAUCUCUGUUAUCAUGGGAAACGUGGAGAGAUCUAUAACAUUGUUGAUAAAGGAGAUACAGAUCAAGGGAAGAUCAGCAGACUGGUUUCUGAAAUAUUCGACAUCAACUUUGACUUCGUCGGCUCCCUCAUGUCUAACAUGGCCAAAAUCAACAUGCAGCAUGUGGUAGAAGACAUCAAUGAUAAACACAUGGCGCCGUGGGCGGACGCGUGUCAUCGUGAUGGAAUCGCCAGCACACCCCUCAACCCAUUCAUAGACCAGGAAUUACUCUACAACAAACACCUGUACCUGGAUGGAUCCAAGUUGGAGCUGAGUUGUACUUUUCAGUUUUAA
This is a messenger RNA of Gigantopelta aegis, 1053 nucleotides long. RefSeq names its product dTDP-D-glucose 4,6-dehydratase-like. NCBI's taxonomy places the organism in Eukaryota, Metazoa, Mollusca, Gastropoda, Neomphalida, Peltospiridae. Bases 7 to 1053 code for a protein of 348 amino acids. The transcript has 13 exons. The record is from RefSeq and is a predicted model, not a curated record.